Molecule: messenger RNA, 1002 nt
Organism: Lachancea mirantina
Lineage: Eukaryota; Fungi; Ascomycota; Saccharomycetes; Saccharomycetales; Saccharomycetaceae
Source: the annotation of a GenBank genome assembly
AUGCACUCUCACCAUUCUCAUUCUGGAGACUACGUGGCUCAUGGUGUUGAUGGACUCGAAGCGAUAGUCACCCGAGUAUCUGAACUGGGCUUCGAUGUCUAUUGUAUGACGGAGCAUAUGCCUCGGAUCGACCAGAAGUACUUGUAUCCGGAGGAAAUCACGGGCGAUUCCAGUGCAGACCUCAAGCUUCUACAACAGAAGUUCAUCGAGUACCUUGCGCAUGCUACCAAAGUGAAAAAUCGAGGUUUACGGACCGAGUUCAUCAUUGGGAUGGAGGUCGAAGGCUGUGAUUUGAAGCAUAUCGAUUACGCUCAAAGUCUGAUGCAACGUCAUUCCGACGUUAUGAAAUUCUGCGUUGGAUCGGUUCACCAUGUGAACCAGAUCCCGUUAGAUUUCGACCAACAAUGUUGGUACCAAUGUCUCAAGAGUUGCGGCAACAGUGUGCGACAGCUCAUGGUGACGUAUUUGGAAUUACAAUUCGAGCUUUUGACCCGAUUGAAGCCGCAGGUCGUGGGCCAUUUUGAUCUUUUCCGGUUGUACUGUCCUAAUGAACUGGUUGUAGAUUCUAGGAGCGGGGAACGAGUCCCUGACGGUUCAGAGUUUGGUGUUCGCGUCGGUGAAUUGUCUUUGGUCGAGCAAUGGCCCGAGGUGAAAUCGCUAGCGUUGCGGAACUUGGAAUUCGUGGCGUGUUACGGUGGACUUUUGGAAUUGAACUCUUCUGGGCUAAGGAAAAAGCUUCAAGACCCCUACCCAGGUCGCGAUUUUGCACAGCUUGCCAAACAGGUACCUGGGACGAGGUUUGUGUUGAGUGACGACGCACAUGCGGUGAGUCAAGUCGGGGUGUGUUACGAUCAAGUGUUGGAGUACAUUGACAAAGUACUAAAGUUAGACAACUUGUACUUUCUAUGCGAGACUCAAAGUGGGAAGCUGUGUGUCAAUUCGAUGGAUCUGGAACAAGUCAAGUCGCAUCCAUUCUGGCAAAGGUUUCAAGAUCAAAACUAG